AUGUCAGAUCAACAGUGUGCCACUGAGAAGCUGGCUGCCGGAAAGAGCCGAGGUGGAUCUGGACCUAUUUACAAGGUGGUGCUGUUUGAAUUUGAGAACUUUCAGGGAAGCAAAGCUGAGUUCUCAGCAGAAUGUAAAGAUGUACUAGAGAAAGGUCUGCAGAAGGUUGGCUCGGUGAUAGUGGAAUCCGGACCUUGGGUGGGCUAUGAUCGGCGUGGCCUCUCGGGGGAACAGUUUAUUCUUGAGAAAGGCCAGUACCCUCGCUGGGAUACGUGGACCAACAGUCAGAACAGCUACACCCUUUUGUCUCUAAGGCCACUCAAGGUGGACAGCGCUGACCAUAAGAUACACUUGUUCGAGAACCCCGGAUUCACCGGUAGGAAGAUGGAGAUUAUUGAUGACGACGUCCCCAGUUUGUGGGUCCACGGUUUUCAGGAUCGUGUAGCAAGUGUCAAAGCUCUCAAUGGAACAUGGGUUGCUUACAUGUACCCAGGCUACAGAGGGCGCCAGUUUAUUUUGGAGCGAGGGGAUUUCAAGCACUGGAAUGAUUGGGAGGCCCCUAUACCCCAGAUUCAAUCUAUCCGACGUGUUCGGGACAUGCAAUGGCACAAGAGGGGCUGCUUUUCUGCUUCAGACCCGCCUCCGGCACCAGCUCCAGCACCAGCUCCGGCUCCAGCUCCGGCUCCAGCACCGGGUCCAGCGCCGGCUCCAGCUCCUGCACCAGCUCCUGGUCCAGACCCAGAUCCUGCUCCAGCACCCGCUGUUCCUUCAGCCAAAGGUGGGGUCAGUUGA
Nerophis lumbriciformis (worm pipefish) is the source of this 792-nucleotide messenger RNA. The record is from RefSeq and is a predicted model, not a curated record. Lineage: Eukaryota; Metazoa; Chordata; Actinopteri; Syngnathiformes; Syngnathidae.